CCCACUACUCCGAGCCCCUCUAGCACAACUACAGAAGACACCAGCCCCUCCACCGCAAUUACAGAAGACACUAGCAGCACUUCCACAGAGCCAAACGCUACUCCAAGCUCAACCAGCGCAACUACAGAAGAAACCAGCAGUACUUCCACAGAGCCACCCACUACUCCGAGCCCCUCUAGCACAACUACAGAAGACACCAGCCCCUCCACCGCAAUUACAGAAGACACCAGCAGCACUUCCAAAGAGCCAAACGCUACUCCAAGCUCAACCAGCUCAACUACAGAAGACACCAGCAGUACUUCCACAGAGCCACCCACUACUCCGAGCCCCUCUAGCACAACUACAGAAGACACCAGCCCCGACACAAGCAGCACUUCCACAGAGCCACCCACUACUCCGAGCCCCUCUAGCACAACUACAGAAGACACCAGCCCCUCCACCCCCACUACUCCGAGCCCCUCUAGCACAACUACAGAAGGCACCAGCCCC
Messenger RNA from Euleptes europaea (tarantolino), 489 nucleotides. RefSeq lists its product as uncharacterized. The annotation marks the transcript as partial. Lineage: Eukaryota; Metazoa; Chordata; Lepidosauria; Squamata; Sphaerodactylidae. The record is from RefSeq and is a predicted model, not a curated record. The transcript has 3 exons.